This is a messenger RNA of Malaya genurostris, 2801 nucleotides long. RefSeq names its product heterogeneous nuclear ribonucleoprotein 87F-like. The transcript is spliced from 5 exons. The record is from RefSeq and is a predicted model, not a curated record. The coding region runs from base 233 to 1342 and encodes 369 amino acids. NCBI's taxonomy places the organism in Eukaryota, Metazoa, Arthropoda, Insecta, Diptera, Culicidae. Gene Ontology annotation, molecular function: RNA binding.
UAUUAACUUUUGUUCGGUGCGGUUCGUUUGCUUGUGCAGUGAGUGCUUCUUCGAGUUGGAAUUACUUUUUCCGGCUUUUAAGAACUUCUUCGGUUUUAAAUAGUUCCGAAGUUAUAUUUUCGGAGGUAAAUUCCAAUCAGUUUAAUCAGUUGGAUAUUAGUGGUUAGAGAUAUCGGUCUGAAGCACUCUUUGAAUUGUUUUCGAGUGGAUCAAUAAACGUAAACGUAACAUCAUGAGCGACGACCAUCAAAAUGGCGACCACCAGAACGGCCGUGAUGAUGAGGAGAUCCGGGAACCUGAGCACAUGCGUAAACUGUUCAUUGGUGGUCUCGACUAUCGCACCACGGAUGAAACACUAAAAGCGUACUUCGAGAAAUGGGGUAAGGUCGUGGAUGUGGUUGUGAUGAAGGAUCCGAAAACUAAACGCAGCCGUGGCUUCGGAUUCAUAACCUACUCCAAAUCGUACAUGGUUGACGAGGCACAGUCGAAGCGUCCCCACAAGAUCGAUGGUCGGGUCGUUGAACCAAAACGAGCUGUUCCCCGACAAGAUAUUAAUCGACCGGAGGCCGGUGCUUCAGUUAAGAAACUGUUCGUAGGUGGACUGCGCGAUGACUUCGAAGAGGAACAUUUGAGGGAGUAUUUUGGAAAGUUUGGAAAUGUAAUUCUAGCCUGUAUCGUCACCGACAAGGAGAAUGGAAAGAAGCGUGGAUUCGGUUUUGUAGAAUUCGACGACUACGAUCCCGUGGAUAAGAUCAUUUUACAAAAAAGUCACACCAUUCAGAACAAAAUGCUGGAUGUGAAGAAAGCAUUGCCGAAACAGGAAAUGGAUCGGUACAAGAGUGAUUCCGGUCGGGGUGGUGGUGGCGGCGCUUGGGGUAACCAGCCGCGCGGUGGUGGUCAAUCGCAGGGUUGGGGCCAGACUGGUGGACGAGGCGGUGGUGGAUGGGGACAGAGUCAACGCGGCGGUCAGAGCGACUGGGGUAGCGGUGGUUUCCAGCAGCAGGGUGGUUUCAACAACAGUGGAUACGGCAAUGGUGGUGGCUAUAACGCCGGCGGUGGCAACUGGAGCCAAAGUGGAAAUCCGUGGGAUCAUGGAUGCAGCACCCAGGGAGGAUGGGGUCAACAAUCCGGUGGCUGGGGAGCACAAGGAACCGGUGGCGAAUUCGGCAGUAGUUUUGGCAACAACUAUCAGCAGGGAUACAAUGCCGGUCCGGUGCGUGCCGGAGGGUACAACAAUCAGAGAUCGGCACCAUACGGUAUGGAGUCGUACGACGGUAACCAGGGUGGAUUCGGCGGUAGUGGAGGUGGCUACGGUGCCGCUGGAGGUAAUCGUCGGUAUUAGACGAUUGAAAUCACAAGCAUGAGGCUGGGACGCACGCUCUAUCGUAUCAGGUAUGUUGCAAAAAUAAAGAAGAACAGGUCAGAAUCAGUCGGAGAGAUUCAGGCAGACAAAGGUAAAACAGAGCGAGGCAGAUAUGUUUUGAGCAAGGAUGACUGAUAAAAUAGGCGUCAGAUGUGUGAAGAAGCAGAACGAGCAUUCGUAAUUUUAAAUAAGCUAACCAAGGAAGUAACAGAUUGAAGGAAGGAAGGAGACAGCGUAACACAAGAAUAUAGACAAAUGAUUUACCAGGAAGAUGCAGUUUGGAGGCGAUUUUUAUUGACAGCAGUGAUGAAUCUUUAAUGAGAAGGGGGAAUCUAGAGAGUGGUUUAUUAGAGAGACAGAAAGAGAGAAAGAGAAAAAAGGGCACAGCAAACCACCGAAAAUUGACCAGUAGACGUGCAGUUUGAUUACCUUUCUUUGUCUGUGCAAUUCUCGCGUUUUAGUAACAGAAAAAAAAACAAAAUUUUUCAAGCGCAGAAAAACAAUUGCAUUCUUAGCAGGUCCUUAAAUCUUUAGAAUGAUCUUUUCUCUUGUGAUUGCUUGCGCCGGAAAGUAAUUUUCCCUUCCCCAAAAUUUCGCAUGCAAGAGAGAAGCUCAAUUUUGAGCUUUAUGGUGGCAAUCACAACGGUUUAUGAAUUUGCAUCAAAGUAUAGUAACGUAGGAUUGGAAUAGGUUAAGGUUCAGUUGUAAGAGGAAUAUUACUUUUUCUCGCAAGAAUACAGCAGCAUAAUUGCAAAGGUGUUUAGAUAAAACAGUAACACUCAUAAAAAUCGUCCAUCAAUAAUAAUAUAUACACAUUCGAAAAAGAUUUAUUAGAAUCUAUUAGCGAAACAGAUGAUAGUACCAUGGAAGAGAACAGAUUUACGAGCAAUGGGUACAGGUAAAACUGCAGACAGACACUUGUAAAUAUUUUCUAAAUGAUCAGCUACAUUUUGUACGGCUUGGUCGCAGCCAACAUACAUUCUUUUUAGUUUUCAACUGACGAAGCACAUCAAGUGGCAUCUUGUCACGCAAAAUUUAUUUAUUUUACGACUAAUAAUUCGCUUCAUCUUUGAUUCCAAUUAUUUUCUGUGGGAUUCUGCUUGUCUUGUCCAGCAAUCGGCUAUCCGUCCCAUUCCUUGUUCUAUUUUCCUCUCAGUAUGCAACAACCGUGAAUUAGAACAGACUUGAAAGCGCCUUCAAGUAGGUGAAAGUCAAAACAGUUCAGCAUACUUCAACCGCAAAACCUUCGAACUUCGGUUAGAUCGAGUUUUUUGUUUGAAAACAAUCACAAAUUAAGUCAAGUAUUUUAGAAAUGGAAAGUUGUCUGUACUAACAAGUAGCGCUAAAAAUGAACAGCAUAAGAUUUAAUUAACUAAAUGUUCAAAUUGACUAAAUUCAAGAUAGUAAAGGUCAAAAGUAUAGUAAGCAAAAAUGGAAA